Messenger RNA from Neospora caninum, 1146 nucleotides. RefSeq names its product putative methionine aminopeptidase. NCBI's taxonomy places the organism in Eukaryota, Apicomplexa, Conoidasida, Eucoccidiorida, Sarcocystidae. Gene Ontology annotation, molecular function: metalloaminopeptidase activity. The record is from RefSeq and is a predicted model, not a curated record. The transcript is spliced from 7 exons. Gene Ontology annotation, biological process: proteolysis. Bases 1 to 1146 code for a protein of 381 amino acids.
AUGCCACUCGUGCGCAUCAGCUCUCCGUCCGCCUGUUCUUCUUCAGCUCGCUUCUCUUCUUCAUCUUCACCUCGCCUUCCUUCUGCAGGCGCGUCCUCUCCGGAGGCGCCUUCAUGUCCCGUUCUACGCCCCAUCAACCCUGGCCAUGUGUCACCCCAGCGCCAGGUUGCUCCGGGGGUUGUGAAGCCUCACUACGCCGAGGAGGACGAGGGGCGAGCCAAAGCCAAGCGGGAGGCCAUGCUGAACGAAGAGCUGCAGUUGCGACGACGCGAAGACGCUGCGAUGAAGGCCAGCCUCUCGCGCUUUCAGCCGGUGGCUGAAAGGGAGAUGGAGUGGGUGAAACCUCCGACAGAAAUCGAAGGUGUCCGCCGCGCGUGCGAGGUGACUGCCGAGGUUCUGCAAGUCGCCGUCGAUUUUGUGAAGGAUUUUUGUGCGACUUCCGCGGCCGCGCUAACGACCGAAGACAUCGAUCGUGUUGUGCACGAGGCAGCGAUGAAACGGGGCGCCUAUCCAUCUCCCCUUCGCUACAGCAACUUCCCGAAAAGCGUCUGUACCUCGACAAACGAAAUCGUCUGCCACGGCAUUCCUGAUGACAGACCGCUUCAACGGGGGAGCAUUUGCAGCAUCGACGUCUCCUGUUUCCUCGAUGGCUUUCAUGGCGACUGUGCGCGAACAGUUCCAAUUGGCGGUUUCGAGUCUCUCUCUCCAGCACUUCGCCGCUUGCUUGCCUGUGCUCGAGAGGCGACGCUCGAAGGUGUUCGCGUCUGUGCGCCCGGCAGGAGGCUGAGCGUGAUUGGCGAAGCAAUUGAAGAGUUCCUGACGCGCCGGGGCUACCGAACGAUUCAUGAUUUCUGCGGCCAUGGCAUCGGCCGAAAUUUCCACGAGGAGCCUUUUGUUCUUCACGCGUCGAAUAACAUGCCGGGGCGAAUGCUCCCAGGGAUGUGCUUUACCAUCGAACCUGUCGUCUGCAUGGGCGGAACAGAUUUCACCACGUGGCCCGACAAAUGGACGAUCGCUACCACUGACGGAAAGCCGACGGCUCAAUUCGAGCACACAGUCCUCAUUACCGAUACCGGCGUCGAAGUACUGACUGGGUGUCCAGACGGAGAGAAGGACAUGCUGGAGUUGACCAGGGACGUGCGCUGA